Messenger RNA from Schistocerca americana (American grasshopper), 1427 nucleotides. RefSeq lists its product as uncharacterized. NCBI's taxonomy places the organism in Eukaryota, Metazoa, Arthropoda, Insecta, Orthoptera, Acrididae. The coding region runs from base 1 to 1272 and encodes 423 amino acids. The record is from RefSeq and is a predicted model, not a curated record. The transcript has 2 exons.
AUGUGCUUUAAGUGUAAAAUUGUUUAUCAUUAUAACUGUGCAAAGGUGGACUCAAAACAAGAGAUAUGGAAAUGUGAUAAUUGCGUAAAAGUGGGCAUUAUAGACAGCAAGGAAGAAAUAAUUUCCGUGUUGUUAGAAGAACUGCAAAGACUGAAAGCUGAAAAUGUCACAUUGUCUGCCAGAAGUCAACAGAACAAAAGUGAAUCCCAAGACGAGAGCACAAAUUGUCACCAGCCCAAGAAGAUACCAAAACAUCUCGUUUCUCAGCAGUUAUAUCAUCUGAAUACAAGCAACUGUUUUAGUGCCUUAAGUGAUAAAAUUGAUGAAACAGAGAAAUCUACUCAGGUGGUAGGACGAGACAAUGUUCCAAAAAAAUCGACAAAAAGACCAAUUGAGAGUCAGCCAACGAAUAAGAUUUUAUUACUAUCGGACAGUCAUGGGCGAAACUGUGCAUCAUUGCUAAAUGAAUUUUUGAAACCCAAGUACUACACAUCAUCUGUUGUUAAACCAAAUGCAUGCCUCAGUGGUGUAGUUGAAGGGGCAUCAGAUCUUACUAGUGAUUUCAAUUUGGACGAUGCAGUUAUUAUCCUUGCAGGAAUAAAUGACAUUCGUAAGAAAAACAACUUUAUUCCAGACUUAGAAAAGUUGACUGCAGCACUUGAUCAUACAAAGCUAUUGUUAUGUACCGUUCCCUACUGUUAUGACAAGCCAGAAGUCAACGAAACAGUGUACAGAUUUAAUGAAUAUAUAAUGAAUUUGUCAUCUAAUUUUGUUAAUGUGAAAGUAAUUGAUGUCAAUUUAUUCUUGCAAAGGCCUGAUUACACUAAUCAUGGACUACACCUGAACAAAACAGGAAAGCUCAGACUGUGCAGGAACAUUGCUUCAUCAGUAUCAAACCCAUGGAAACGGUGUGAUGUAGUAAAAACACUUACAACCAGCUCUGCAAGAAAGGUCAGAUUUUGUACCGGUACUGUAGAAACCAAUUCAUGCCAAGAUAGACAGGGAACCAAUGUGAAUACAAGAAACAGAUGUAUAGCUGUGUCUCACCCUGUCACUGCCAAUGACAUAUUAAUACCAUAUGAUGAAGUUCCACCCAAAGAACCUCAAGGACUGGAAAAUAAUUCCGAUGCAGUAUCUCCAAGGAUAAAAGGUAAUCCCCGAUUUUCUACGAGAGAAAGAAGAAUUCCAAAAAGAAACAGUGAUUUUUUAUGGCCAGCACCCACCAGACCUCGCCAACGACAUCUAGUGAACAAAUCUCCAGCUGCGACAUAGGUCUUAAUGUAUCCAACACAGUUUUGAGUGCAACGGGGACUAACGGUGUUAAUGGACAAGCAGACCAGCAGAAGGACAGUAGAGGGGACAUGGACACUGUUGACCGUCCUCAUGUUUUAUGCCUUACUGAGCAUCAUGUAACAGUUGGAAUUGAU